CAGCCUAACAGACCGAAGAACAUUCCAGCACUCUUUUUCUCAGCAAGCCAAGAAUCGCAUCGGUGUCAUGGUCUCAGCGGGGUUACAGAUGCUGGGCAUAGCCCUGGGUAUCAUCGGUUGGAUCGGGGUGAUCUUGGCGUGCGCUCUCCCCAUGUGGCUCGUCACGGCAUUCAUCGGACAGAAUAUAGUCACGGCGCAGACCACCUGGGAGGGAAUCUGGAUGACCUGUGUGGUACAGAGCACCGGACAGAUGCAGUGUAAAGUCUACGACUCCAUGCUGGCCCUCAGCUCAGACAUGCAAGCGGCCCGUGCCAUGUGCAUCGUCUCUAUCCUGCUGGGCCUUGUCGGAAUCCUGCUGGCGGGCGCGGGAGGGAAGUGCACCAACUGCAUAGAGGACGAGAACGCCAAAUCCAAGGUGGGCAUUGUUUCGGGAGUGGUCUUCAUCAUCGGCGGGGUAUUGUGCUUGAUUCCCGUGUGCUGGACAGCCAACACGGCCAUAAGGGACUUCUACAACCCUCUUACGCCAGGCUCUAUGAAGAAAGAACUAGGGGCUUCGCUCUUCAUCGGGUGGGGCGCUUCUGCGCUGCUGAUUAUUGCCGGAGGGAUGCUCUGUGCCAACUGCCCGCCGAAGGACCAAUAUAGUGCGAAGUACACAGCUCGAUCUGGCGGAACCAAGGGCUAUGUGUGAAGGAACCAAAGAAAACUUGUGCAAAGAGUGACGUUUAAACAGCAUGAGCAACGCACGUGGCGCUUUGGUCAACGUUUGUUUUUGAACUGUUUUGUUGUAAUUGGCCGUGCAUGUGAACGUUGUGUCCGGUUGAAUCGGCAGUCAGCUGCCAGCGUGUGAUGGGAGUGGUGAAAUAGUCAGUAUUUGUUCGGUCAUAAAUAUGAACCGAGCCAUAGUGUAAACAACAGAUCUGGAAUGCAAAUACGUCUCGGUCAUUUUCUCCAUGUGGAUUUACAAACAUAAUAAUUCUUAGGAGUCGCUAGAACAUCUUCGCCAAUACUUUUUUAUAAAAAAUGUCAUCAAGAGAUGUUUAAGUUAAUGUCUGUUUUAACACAUUUCAACUGUAAGUAUUUCAACAAAUAAACUUUUUUACAGAAA
Molecule: messenger RNA, 1105 nt
Organism: Triplophysa dalaica
Lineage: Eukaryota; Metazoa; Chordata; Actinopteri; Cypriniformes; Nemacheilidae
Product: claudin-4-like
Exons: 1
Coding region: 68-688 (206 amino acids)
Biological process (GO): cell adhesion; bicellular tight junction assembly
Cellular component (GO): plasma membrane; bicellular tight junction
Molecular function (GO): structural molecule activity
Source: RefSeq, a predicted model, not a curated record